Dovyalis caffra is the source of this 1260-nucleotide messenger RNA. The record is from the annotation of a GenBank genome assembly. NCBI's taxonomy places the organism in Eukaryota, Viridiplantae, Streptophyta, Magnoliopsida, Malpighiales, Salicaceae.
AUGAGUUCCAUGAAAGCAGUGUUAAAACCAGAUGUGACCUUAUCUCUUAAACUAUCACCCUCCCCUUCUCCUCAUGACCAAACCCUAAAGCCUGAAGAACGAGGUAUACGUCUUAUCCAACUCCUCCUAAAAUGUGCAAAACAUGCAUCCUCGGGUAAUCUUCAUCGAGCCGAUGCAUGUCUUUCAGAGAUACCGGAGCUUUCAUCGAUUUCGGGUGACUCUAUGCAAAGGUUGGCUGCUCGUUUUGCCUCCGCCUUAGCCAUUCGCCUUGUCAAGCGUUGGCCCGGCAUACACAAGGCGCUAAACCAAGCCCAAGAACCCAAAUUAGAGCUUGAUAGGGCAAAGCCCCUCUUUGUCCGCACCUUUCCUUACUUUAGUUUCGCUUAUGCCAUCAUAGCCCAAACCUUACUCCAUGCCUUGGCAAACCAACGUAUGAUUCACAUCGUAGAUUUGGGCUUCAGUGACUCGAAAUUGUGGGUUGCACUGCUCCGAGGUUUCGCUAACUCACCACAUGGGCCUCCACAUUUGAAGGUCACUUGUGUUAAUGGCAACAAAACUAUUCUGGACAAGUUAGGCCGAAGGCUUGUCAAAGAGGCAGAAAGCAUGGGUACACCCUUUCAAUUUAAUCCUCUAACCGUGAAUUUGAGAGAGUUAACAGAGGACAUGCUGGAGGUGAGACAAGGAGAAGCACUAGGUUUCAUAUCAAUGUUAAAUCUUCACGUUUUAUUAGCUGAAGAUGAUCGAGUAGUUGCACAUUUUGGGGUUAACAGUAGUGACAGCAUUAAAGACUGCAAGCAAAUUGGUGAUUUUCUGGGCAUGAUUCGGUCAAUGUCACCUAAGUUAUUAUUUGUAGUAGAACAAGAAGUUGACCAUAAUUUAAAUCAAUUGGUGGACCGAUUUGUAGAGGGAUUGCAUUAUUACAGUGCAGUGUUUGACUCAAUAGAUGCCACUUUGGGGAGUAAUUUGGUUACUGAGGAAAGGCUUAUUGUAGAGGAAAUGUUUGGGAGAGAGAUUGAAAACAUUGUAGCUUGUGAGGGGUUGGAAAGGACUGAGAGACAUGAGAGGUGUGCAAGGUGGGUGGUUAGGUUUGCACAAGCAGGGUUUAAGCCAGUUCGGUUGUGGUAUAAUUCAUGUGAGGAUGCUAAACAAAUUAUGGAUGCCUUUGGAAAGAAUGGGUACAAGAUUGUUGUUGAGAGAACAGGUUUGAUGAUUUGUUGGCAUGAACGACCACUGUAUGCUGUAACAGCUUGGACUUGUUAG